This is a messenger RNA of Arachis stenosperma, 2249 nucleotides long. RefSeq lists its product as uncharacterized. Gene Ontology annotation, molecular function: chromatin binding. Bases 69 to 1916 code for a protein of 615 amino acids. The transcript is spliced from 8 exons. Gene Ontology annotation, biological process: DNA-templated transcription. Lineage: Eukaryota; Viridiplantae; Streptophyta; Magnoliopsida; Fabales; Fabaceae. The record is from RefSeq and is a predicted model, not a curated record.
ACUGUCUUUCGCGGGGACUAAUUGCUUUGAGCUACCUGGUAGUGUGGCAGAGUCAGAGAACUUUCAAAAUGGUGAAUCGACGCUUCUCUCGGGUAGCCACCAGCGAUGACGACGAAGACGAUCGUCCCAAGCAGCUGCGCCAGAGGAAGCGCAUGAAGCUUCUCGAGGAGGAGGAGGAAGAAGAAGAAGAUGAGGAAGAGGAAGAGGAAGAUGAAGAUGAUUACGACAGCGACGAUGACAACACCUCCCAACAUAGUAAGAAGAAGAAUAAGAAGAAGAAGAACAAUGAGGGCAGAGGGAAAGACAAGGCCAAGGAAGCAGAAAAGGCGGCGGAGGAGUCACCUCAGGAGGACGCUAAGCCCCUCGGCGAUCCCAUUAGGGUUUCUGGAAAGGGAAGAGGUCGCAAGAAGCAUUACCAAUCCUUCGAAUUCGAUGGCAAUCAAUAUACACUCGAGGACCCUGUACUUCUCGUGCCCGAGGAAACAGACCAAAAGCCCUAUGUUGCAAUUAUUAAGGACAUCACACUUACCUGCAAUGGCAGCAUGAUGGUGACAGGGCAGUGGUUUUAUCGUCCAGAAGAAGCAUCACAACAGGAAGGGGGACAUUGGCAAUCACAAGACACAAGGGAGCUGUUUUAUAGUUUUCACCGUGAUGAUGUUCCUGCUGAAUCUGUCAUGCAUAAGUGUGUGGUGCAUUUUAUUCCACUGCACAAGCAGCUUCCGAAUCGAAAGGAGCAUCCGGGGUUUAUUGUGCAAAAGGUAUAUGACACUGUUGAAAGAAAACUCUGGAGGCUAACGGACAAGGACUAUGAGGAUGUUAAACAGCAAGAACUUGAUGAGCUAGUACAGAAAACUCUACAACGUAUCGGUAAACUGCUUGACAUCGAACCUUCAGAAGCAUCUGCUGAUCAGGAAGAUUUGACAAAAAAUAAAAGGAACACAAGGACAAAGAGUACUUCACCUCGUGAUGUUUCCGGGAAGGAUGACGGAAAUCCAAAGGGCGACCAACUUCUGAAGCCUGAAACACAAGGGAAUAGUGUAAACAAUGCCUCAGAGUAUUAUCGUAUAUUAGUGAAGUUUGAUGUGCUAACCGGAAACACUCAUCGUGAUAAAUGGUUGGAGAAGUUGCUUGGGCACGUUCAUUACAUGUGUAAAUCUGAUGACAGCAUUAAAAGGGAUGACAAAAGAUUGGAGAAUGUCAAUUCUGAUGAAAUUAACAAUAAAAAUCCAGAAUCAGCAAAUGACCUUCAAGACACGGGCCAGAAGAGUUCCAAGUCUUUUGUCUGGCCAGAUACUGCUGUUACAGCCAUAGUUGCACUUGAAAAAGCUUCAAAUGACGCCUUUUCAUCGGAUUUCCAGAAGUACAAUAAAAAGAUACGGCAAUUAGAUUAUAAUAUCCAUAAUAAUGCACUGCUAGCACGCCGCUUAUUAAAUGGAGAGCUGGAACCGGCAAAAAUAGUAAAUAUGGCACCAAAUGAAUUGAAGGAGGCUAUUACUGCUGAAGAAAAGGCCAAGGAAGAACCUGAUGAAUCACAACUCAUACAGAUGACAGAUGCCCGGUGCCAAAGAUGUAUGGAAUUGAAGGUGGGCUUGAGGGAAAUUAUCCAUGCUGGACACGGUGACAGAUAUCAGCUUGAAUGUGUUGCCUGUGGAAAUUCCUGGUAUGCCUCCCGGGAUGAGGCUUCUUUGCUGACAAUAGAUGCACCAGUUUCAAAGAAAAGUCUAAUAACAGCACCAUCGAGCACUUCUAAAAUUGAAGAUGAAGAGAAGAAGCUGAAAGGCCCCCAUGAGUCUGAAAAGUUAGCCCCUGAAAAAAAGAAAGCAAGUGAAGCUUGUAUACCUGAAUCGGAUGCCCAGAAAUCAUUUGGCAAGUCCGGGAAUGAUGACAAUAUUGAGACAACAAAACAUGUUGAUUAGGAAUAUUUGGUCCUGUCUGUGUAGUCUUUAUCAGAUGUUUUUUGUUUUUUGUUUAACAUUGUUGUGUACAGUUCUCUCAGUUUGACGGCAUACAACACAAGGGACUCUUCUUGUGCAUAGCUUUCAAUAAGCUAAAAUGUUACCUCACAGGCUCAUAUAGUGUCAUACAUCAUAUAGGAUAGUCUCACAUCAUAGCAGGAGAUUAUAUGACUAUGACUUUUGUUUUGUAAGUGGAUAUGGCUAGACGCUCCAUGGGAAAACCAUGCACUUUUGAGUUGACGUCGUAGAAUUACUAGCCACAUUAGAUUAUUAAUACUAUAAAAUUAUUUAAAA